AUGGCCUGUCAGGUAAUCUCACUCGGCGCAACUCUCACGCACCUUUGGGUCUUAGACAACACGAAUAGCCCUAAAGAUAUUGUACUCGGUUUUGAUGAUCCAAAAGCUUAUCGUACCAAGUACGAUCCUUAUUUUGGAGCGACCGUGGGAAGAACAGCAAACAGAAUUGCCCAAGGAGAGUUUUCAUUGCCUGACAAUCCUCAUGUUGUUUUCAAGCUGGAUCAAAACAAUGGCCCAAACUCCCUUCAUGGAGGUAUCGACGGUUUCUCUCAUCGAAAUUGGGAUGUUGUACCGCCAUUAGGUGACGUCUCGGAUGGUGAUGGAUGUCGAGGUACUAGUCUUCGACUGAGUAUGGUAUCGGAGCAUAUGGACCAAGGAUUUCCUGGCCGUCUCCGUGUCUACUGCACCUACCGCCUCCUCAACUCAUCGCUUGAGGUGGAAUACGAGGCGUAUCUCGAACAAACUGAAGAUCUACACCGAGAGCCAGUUGAAAUGACGAUUGUAUCUCUUACGAAUCAUACAUAUUUUAAUCUUAAUGGCAUACCCAGUACAGGGACAACAAACAAGUUUACAAUCACACCCAUUACGAACCAUGUAAUCGAAAUGGCACACAUUGACAGCUUCUUGGAGACCGAUUCAACUUCUGUUCCUUCAGGCAAAAUCCUGAAGCUUGAUGAAGUGCCAGCUAUGGAUUUUCGAAAGCCGAAAAGCAUUGGUGAUCAUUUCAAACAGGUCCCGGGUGACGGUCAAGGUUACGAUCACUUUUAUCCCGUACAAGCAGCCAUCAACAAUCCACACGACUAUUAUCUCAAAAAUGACGUAUGUCGUAUACCACCGACUGCUUUAGUAAACAUUUAUUCUCCAGAAUCUGGGAUCCACAUGGCUAUGACGACAACUGAACCUGGAUUCCAGUUUUAUACGGCUAACUUCGUUCAGGUUGAACCCAAUCAAGUCGACACUCGCAAGGCCCGGGGAGGCUAUGAACCGCAUUCAGGCUUUUGUCUGGAGGCAUCCAAGUUCCCUAACGCGAUCAAUCAUACCGAAUGGAGAAACCAGGUCAUCCUCCGCUCUGGAGACAAAUACCAAUCUAAAACCAUAUUUACGUUUUCAAUAAGAUAG
This is a messenger RNA of Lobosporangium transversale, 1119 nucleotides long. RefSeq names its product galactose mutarotase-like domain-containing protein. The record is from RefSeq and is a predicted model, not a curated record. Gene Ontology annotation, biological process: glucose metabolic process; beta-D-galactose catabolic process via UDP-galactose, Leloir pathway. The transcript is spliced from 3 exons. Gene Ontology annotation, molecular function: aldose 1-epimerase activity; carbohydrate binding. Bases 1 to 1119 code for a protein of 372 amino acids. NCBI's taxonomy places the organism in Eukaryota, Fungi, Mortierellomycota, Mortierellomycetes, Mortierellales, Mortierellaceae.